This is a messenger RNA of Gopherus evgoodei (Goodes thornscrub tortoise), 2664 nucleotides long. RefSeq names its product transcription factor Dp-1 (gene TFDP1). Gene Ontology annotation, molecular function: DNA-binding transcription factor activity, RNA polymerase II-specific; RNA polymerase II transcription regulatory region sequence-specific DNA binding. Gene Ontology annotation, cellular component: transcription regulator complex; nucleus. Gene Ontology annotation, biological process: regulation of transcription by RNA polymerase II; regulation of cell cycle. The record is from RefSeq and is a predicted model, not a curated record. Bases 174 to 1412 code for a protein of 412 amino acids. The transcript is spliced from 12 exons. Lineage: Eukaryota; Metazoa; Chordata; Testudines; Testudinidae.
UUCUAGGGCCGCGUCCGCGCGCCGGAGCCGGGGAGGGGCGGCUGCGCCCCCGCCCCCACACAGGGAGCCCUCCUAGGGGAGGGGGGAACCUGCGCAGAAAAUAACAUCACUGUUCCCGUUUCCUUCAGUGGGCAUCAAGCAUUUAACCACCUUGAUUUCUAGGCAUUGGUAACAUGGCAAAAGAUGCUGGACUAAUCGAAGCCAAUGGAGAGCUUAAGGUUUUUAUAGACCAAAACCUUAGUCCUGGAAAAGGGGUUGUUUCAUUGGUGGCUGUUCAUCCUUCUACAGUAAAUACACUUGGAAAACAGCUCCUGCCAAAAACAUUUGGACAGUCUAAUGUCAACAUUGCACAGCAAGUGGUUAUUGGUACACCUCAGAGACCUUCAGCGCCAAAUACUAUCCUGGUAGGAAGUCCACAUACACCCAGUUCACACUUUGUAUCACAGAACCAGACUGCAGACUCUUCGCCUUGGUCUGCUGGGAAGCGCAAUAAAAAAGGAGAGAAGAAUGGCAAGGGUUUGCGACACUUCUCUAUGAAGGUUUGUGAGAAGGUGCAGAGAAAAGGAACCACCUCAUACAAUGAGGUGGCGGAUGAGUUGGUUGCAGAGUUUAGUACCACGGAUAAUCAUAUUUCACCAAAUGAAUCACAGGCUUAUGACCAGAAGAAUAUUAGACGACGUGUCUACGAUGCCUUAAAUGUCCUUAUGGCUAUGAAUAUUAUCUCUAAGGAGAAGAAGGAAAUCAAAUGGAUUGGUCUACCUACUAACUCAGCUCAGGAAUGUCAGAAUUUAGAGGUGGAGAGACAGAGAAGACUUGAAAGAAUAAAGCAAAAACAGUCUCAGCUACAAGAACUUAUUCUACAGCAAAUUGCCUUCAAGAACCUCGUUCAACGAAAUCGUCAAACAGAACAACAGGCAAAUCGACCACCGCCUUCCAAUUCUGUCAUACAUCUGCCAUUUAUCAUUGUGAACACCAGCAAGAAGACCGUGAUCGAUUGUAGUAUUUCAAAUGAUAAGUUUGAAUAUCUAUUUAAUUUUGACAAUACUUUUGAAAUUCAUGAUGACAUAGAAGUACUAAAGAGAAUGGGAAUGGCUUGUGGGCUAGAAUCUGGAAGCUGUUCAGCAGAGGACCUAAAAAUUGCAAGGAGUUUGGUUCCUAAAGCUCUGGAACCAUAUGUGACAGAAAUGGCUCAGGGAUCAAUCAGCAGUGUAUAUGUAACAGCAUCAUCAGGUUCCACUUCAGAUGUCACUAGAUUUUCUGCCAGUGACUUUACCAAUGGUGGAGAUGGGAUGUUAGCAACAAGUUCCAAUGGAUCGCAGUACAGUGGCUCCAGAGUUGAAACACCAGUCUCUUAUGUUGGGGAUGAUGACGACGAGGAUGAUGACUUUAAUGAAAAUGACGAUGAUGACUGAUCCUUUUUGAUUAUAUACUUUUCAGGAAUAAAAUUAUGCUAGGGAGAGCGCACUCACACGCGCACUCUGUCUGUCUGUCUCUCUCUCUCUCUUUUUCUCUCUCUCUCAAAAUAUACAUAUAUAUCUAUAUCUAGAUAUAGAUAUAUAUAUUUUGCCCCGUCCCACAAGGAAAAUAUUGGUAAGCAGUUCUGAGUUUAGAAAUUGCACCUCAGAUAAGCAAAUAAGGAUUGUUUUAUGUAGGAUAUUUUUAAAUGUGGUGUGGAUGUGUGUUUUGAUACCAGUGUGUUAAUGCAGAGCCUUUAUUAUUUGCUCCUUUUUUUUUUUUUUUAACACUUGAAGGAAAAUGCAUUUUCCCCCAAAUGUUAUUGCUAAGUUUGCUAAAGAAAAUGUAGCCGCAUCAAUGAAGAAAUAAAAUGCUAACUUUCAGUGAGAAAUGGGUACACUGAAUGGCUAUAAGUUUGGAGUGUAUUUUGAUGGCAGCCUUUGUUGAGGGAUGGCAAGCUCAUGUAGUAGUUGUGGGGAUAUUUUUAUUUUUAUUUUAUUUUAUUUUAUUUUUUUGUUAAUCAUGCAGUGUCCAAAGAACCAAACGAGAUCCAUUUUACUUUUUUACAUGUGAAAUUCCAUAAAUGUUGUGAAUUUAUUUUCCCUUAAAUAAUAUCUAACACAAUUCCAUCAAGUUUAUAUGCUGUUUUCACUGAAUGUUGGGACAUAUGAAUUACAAAGUUUUUGGCAAAUGUUUACUGCCAGCUGAUGCAGCUAUAUAAAAUGUCUUGAAGGUUUGGAAUGAGUUAUUGCUUAUGGUAAAAUUGCCUGAUUUCUUACAGGCAGACUUUGGAAACUUUUUAUUAUAUAGUUGUUUACAUACUUAUAAGUCUAUCAUAUAAAGACAUGUACUGAAACAAAUGUUUGUAUUUGUUUCAUAAGCAUCUUCCUGUAAUCUAUUAUAAAGUUGAAAUUAAAUAUAGAGAAUGUUUUAAGUUUUUUAACUCAAAAUUGUCAAUCAUUUUUAAUAGUUCAUUUUUUAUAAAAGGAAUUUCAGGGCAGGUGGUAGUCUUUUAAAAUUUAUUCACAAAACAUUUAACUGCACAAAUACUGUCAGCUGCCUAUCUAAGACAGUAGUCUUUUUAUUGAAACACAAAUAAACUUUUCUGUAAUAUUUUAUGGAAUAUAAAGAGACUUUAAUUGUUUGACAUGUUUAACCUUGGCACUGUUAGUUUUUAUUAAUAAAACGCGCAUGGGCAUUUUUAACAAA